Molecule: messenger RNA, 2109 nt
Organism: Struthio camelus australis
Lineage: Eukaryota; Metazoa; Chordata; Aves; Struthioniformes; Struthionidae
Source: RefSeq, a predicted model, not a curated record
CUGAUCAGUGGUGGUUCUAUUGUAAGUGCUGAGGCAGUAUGGGAUCACGUCACCAUGGCCAACCGGGAGUUGGCGUUUAAAGCAGGAGACGUUAUCAAGGUCCUGGAUGCUUCCAACAAGGACUGGUGGUGGGGUCAGAUUGAUGAUGAAGAAGGAUGGUUUCCCGCCAGCUUCGUGAGGCUAUGGGUGAACCAAGAGGACGGAGUGGAGGAAGGAACCAGCGAAGUGCAGAAUGGCCAUUUGGAUCCAAGCGCCGACUGCCUCUGUCUCGGCAGGACCCUCCAGAACCGAGACCAGAUGAGAGCCAACGUCAUCAAUGAAAUCAUGAGCACAGAGCGCCACUAUAUCAAGCACCUCAAGGACAUUUGUGAGGGUUAUUUAAAGCAGUGCCGGAAGAGAAGGGAUAUGUUCAGCGAUGAGCAGCUAAAGGUCAUCUUUGGCAACAUCGAAGAUAUCUACAGAUUUCAGAUGGGUUUUGUCCGAGACUUGGAGAAACAAUACAACAACGAGGACCCCCACCUCAGCGAAAUUGGACCAUGUUUUCUUGAACAUCAAGACGGGUUCUGGAUCUAUUCGGAGUACUGUAACAAUCAUUUGGAUGCAUGCAUGGAGCUUUCCAAGCUGAUGAAAGAUGGCAGGUACCAGCAUUUCUUCGAAGCGUGUCGUCUGUUGCAGCAGAUGAUUGACAUUGCCAUAGAUGGUUUCCUUCUGACGCCGGUGCAGAAGAUCUGCAAAUACCCCUUGCAGCUAGCAGAGUUACUGAAGUACACCGCGCAGGAUCACAGUGACUACAGGUAUGUGGCUGCUGCACUCGCAGUCAUGAGGAACGUGACUCAACAGAUCAAUGAGCGGAAGCGGAGAUUGGAGAACAUCGACAAGAUAGCUCAGUGGCAGGCCUCCGUUCUGGACUGGGAGGGAGACGAUAUCUUGGACCGGAGCUCCGAGUUGAUCUACACGGGGGAGAUGUCCUGGAUUUACCAGCCUUACGGUCGGAACCAGCAGCGCGUUUUCUUUCUCUUUGAUCACCAGAUGGUUCUCUGCAAGAAGGACCUGAUACGAAGAGAUAUCCUGUAUUACAAAGGCCGCAUAGACAUGGAUAAGUACGAAGUGGUGGAUAUAGAGGAUGGGAGAGAUGAUGACUUCAAUGUCAGCAUGAAGAAUGCCUUCAAGCUUCAUAACAAGGAGACUGAGGAAAUGCACUUAUUCUUUGCCAAGAAACUGGAGGAGAAGCUGCGAUGGCUCAGAGCGUUCAGAGAAGAAAGGAAGAUGGUACAAGAAGAUGAAAAGAUAGGCUUUGAAAUUUCUGAAAAUCAAAAGCGGCAAGCGGCAAUGACAGUAAGGAAAGUCAGUAAGCAAAAAGGUGUCAGCUACUCCAGGUCGGUUCCUCCAGCCUACCCACCACCCCAGGAUCCAUUAAAUCAGGGACAAUACAUGGUGACAGAUGGCAUAUCCCAGUCCCAGGUCUUCGAGUUCACCGAACCCAAACGCAGCCAGUCACCAUUCUGGCAAAACUUCAGCAGAGAGUGAGAAUGAGACAUCCAUAAUUUUUAUGAGAAGAUGCUUCCUAAAUAUUCAGCACUAGGAAAAAAGAAACCCCCCCGCCACACCAUUAUUUGCAUCAUAAAUCAAGACUCGCUUGAUCUGACAAGGCCACUUGUUGGACUCGCAGCUUCUUCCUUAAAUGGAAAGCCAAACCAGACUAGCGUUGCUAGCCCUUGCCCAAGCCAGGUGGCCGGCAAAGCAGAUGCAGGCGUUUGCUCCAGAGGAAAGAGGGGCUUGGCUCUCAGUCAGGACAUUCAAGCAAGCUCUUCCCCUCCAUAAAUUGCCAAGGUGCUGCAAGAGAUGGCGCGUUAUCGCAAAGAAGAACCAGCACCGGGUCCCACUUUUGCUGCCUGCCGUGGCUUUCGCGCUAGGGAGCAGGGUUGGGCCGCCUCGGGCGCUCCAAAGCUCUGGACGCAGCUCAGAUGAUGCCACCAGAGUGGGGUGAUCCUGACUGAGCAUCCGAUAGAGACUUUCAUUUCAGUGCCAGACAGGAGGAACCCACAUACCAUUCCCUACGCAGAAAACAAGACAGUUGUAACGAACUUACGUGUUUACGGUAUUUCUCUG